This is a messenger RNA of Cavenderia fasciculata, 633 nucleotides long. RefSeq names its product putative transmembrane protein (gene tmem128). NCBI's taxonomy places the organism in Eukaryota, Evosea, Eumycetozoa, Acytosteliales, Cavenderiaceae. Bases 1 to 633 code for a protein of 210 amino acids. The transcript has 2 exons. The record is from RefSeq and is a predicted model, not a curated record.
AUGAGUAGAUUUAAGAAAAGAAAUAAUAAUGAUAGAGAAAUAUUAGAUGUUGAUGGUGAGGAACAAGAAGAAGAUACAACUAGUACUUUUGAUAGUGUCAAUGAACAAGAUACAUCUACUGCUGCUGAUGCUACACCACCAGUUACAAUGAAAAGAAGAGUAAAGAAUGAAAAUACAGAAAGAUUAGAUGCACUUGUUCAACAGUUUAUGAAUGAACAUAAUACUAGCAAGAAAAAAGUAGAGGACAUUGAACAGUCUCAUCCAUGGGUAGUCUAUCUUAAAAAGAAAUUGGAAAUGUUAUUUUGGAUUGGUUCUAGUUUAUACUUGGGUCAUUACAUUGAUUUUAUAAAUGUUAUUCUUUAUAGUUCUGAAAUCAAUAGAGUAUACUUUUAUAUUAGUAUAGCGGCAUUAUUAUCAUUCUUUUCAAUUUACAUUUAUAUUACCUAUAUUUCUAAAAAGGGUGGAGGCAAACCAGAGAAUUGGGACAAGUCACAUCCCAAGGCAGUACCAUAUGCUACUAUUUGUUUGGUCAUAUUUACAUUUGGAUUUAUCAUUGGGUGUUGGAACAAAUGGGGAUUCUUUACACCUGGAAUUCUUUUUGUAUUUUUAAUUGGAUUAUCUUAUCUUGUAUAG